Molecule: messenger RNA, 375 nt
Organism: Lactuca virosa
Lineage: Eukaryota; Viridiplantae; Streptophyta; Magnoliopsida; Asterales; Asteraceae
Source: the annotation of a GenBank genome assembly
GCUCAUCUAACAAUGUCGGAUUGCGAAGGAAAGAGUUCAUGGCCGGAGCUGGUGGGAGCGAACGGAGAAGCUGCAGCGGUGACGAUUGAAAGAGAGAAUCCACGUGUCGACGCGAUGGUGAUACUGGACGGAACUCCGACGCCUAGGGAUUUCCGGUGCGACCGUGUGUGGGUGUGGGUGAACUCUAGUGGGGUCGUUAUUCGAACUCCUAAUAUUGGCUAAGUUCACCGGUGCCCCCUACACUAUUCAUAAUUAAUAGAAUUCGUCCCUCUUAUGUAAAAUUUAUGGCUCUGUUGCUAUUUAUGAGCUACGUUGAUGUUUUGAGGGAAAAAUAAGGUGAAUUGUAAGAAUGCAUUAAUAAAUAAAAUGUGCAAC